CUUGUCUAUGUUUGAAUGUAUAAUGGAUUGGUAUAGCUGGUAACGCAAGCAGAUCUUGAUUCAAUCAUAUUCGGUCAAGUGGUGAAAAAAACAGAAGGGAAAGUGAGAGGUUCGCAUGUGUUAUUCAACUUCAGAAUAGGUGUCAAACGUAAUUUUGAUUUCGAGAGUACACGUCUGUAAAGAGAAAGCUAUUGUCUGUAAAAUGCAAUAUGGAGUCAUUUUUCGAAUUGUUUGAUCCAGAUAACGAUAAAAAUACUCGGAAAAAUAUUUGGAAUAACUCAGAAAAUGAAAUAAAUCGAAUAUCAGAUUGUGAAAAUUUAAGUAGUGAUGAUGAUCAAGAGGAAAGGCUACCACCAGAACCUGAACAGGGUAAUAUUGAAUAUAAAUUAAAACUGAUAAAUCCAUCUAGUCAACGAUUUGAACAUCUUGUAACACAAAUGAAAUGGCGUCUUAGAGAAGGUCAUGGAGAAGCUAUAUAUCAAAUUGGUGUAGAAGAUAAUGGAAAAUUAACAGGUUUAACAAAAGAAGAUAUGAAGGCAUCAUUGAAAACUUUAAAUGAUAUGGCAGCUAGAUUAGGUGCUACAACACGUAUACUACGUCAAAGAUUUGCCAAUUCUAAAAAUAAAAAUAUGUCCACAUGCAGUAACAACAAAGAUGAAAAACAAGUAGCAGAAGUUUUAGUAAAAAAAUUAAGAAAAGGAGAUAGAGAAGAUCAAGAUAGUAUUGUUGAUUUGAGACUUGCUGUCACUGGUGCACAGGAUGCUGGAAAAUCAACUCUCUUAGGUGUAUUAACCCAGGGUGAAUUAGAUAAUGGUAGAGGGAGAGCAAGACUAAAUAUGUUGCGUCACCUUCAUGAAAUAAAAACAGGCCGUACAUCAUCAAUAUCACAUGAAAUUAUAGGAUUUGAUAAUGAAGGACAUGUUUUAAAUUAUGCAGAAAUGGCAACAGCAGAAGAAAUAUGCGAGCAUGCGUCAAAAGUUGUUACAUUUAUAGAUUUAGCUGGUCAUCGCAAAUAUUUAAGAACAACGGUACUCGGUCUUACAGGAUAUUCACCUCAUCAUGUAAUGUUAGUUGUAGCACCACCUAUGAAUGAAGCGUCGCAAGAACAUAUGGCAUUAUGCCUUACAUUGAGACUUCCAUUUUUUAUAGUUGUAAACAAAAUUGACCUUGGUUUUUGCAGUACACCCGAAACGAUAAAUCAAUUAGAGAAUGCUAUUAACGCACAAGGAUAUUCAAAGCAAUUAAUAAUGUAUAAUAAUAGUCAAAUGUCGUGGGAUUUUGAAUCAGAUAUAAUACCUGUGUUUAAUGUAAGUUGUGUUACUGGAGAAGGUUUGGAAGAUUUAACAAAUUUUAUAAAAAAUUUGUCACCAUAUAAUGUAAAUUCUACAGAUUCAGAUUCUGAAUCGUGUUUAUUUCAAAUUGAUGAAACUUUCAGAGUAGCAGGUUUGAAUGAACCUGUUUUGGGAGGAUUACUCGUAAAAGGAGCAAUUGCUCUUGGAACUCGAUUGUUAGUGGGUCCUUUACCAGAUGGCGAAUUUAGUCCCGUUAAGGUCGUUAGUUUACAUCGUAAUAAAGCUCCAUGUUGUCUAGUAAGAGCAUCACAAAGUGCUAGUUUAACAUUAGCACCGUCGACAAAUCGAAGUCCCCCUUUACCUCAUCUACGACCUGGAAUGGUUUUGAUAUCGGUAUGGGAUCAGCCUCAUGCGACACUUUUUUUUCAGGCAACCGUAUUAAUAGUAUACCAUGCGACUGCAAUAUUUUCUGGUUUUCAAACAACUGUGCAUGUAGGAAAUGUAAGACAAACAUGUAUUAUAAAGGGAAUAAUGGACGCGAAGGACAGAGGUUUACAGACAAACGAUACAGCGUCUGUGCUAUUUAGGUCAACAGAACAGUAUGCAGUAAAUUAAAUAAAAUUUUAUUUAUAAAAAAGUAUUAGAAUGUGCAAAACGUUUACGAAGAUAUAAAGAAACUUAAUUACUUGAAUUACUAGAUGUUAUUACAUCAUGCGCCUAGCAUAAGUAUCAUAAAUCAUACAUAUUUGUUAUAGAACAAAUAAGGGAAAUUCUUUUUGUUUUCGAAUUUAAUCUUUUAAAGUAGAGACAUUUUUUUUAUAUAAGAAAGGCAAAUACGAUAUUUUUAAUAAUUUUUUGUAAAUUCUUUUCUGUUUAAAAAAAUUGUAUAUUAUUAAGAAUAGGACAAAUGAAGCAGCAAACACGAUCAAAUCACAAUUAUUUGUUUAUAACUUAAAUACUUUUGCUUUAGGUGCAUUAGCUUUGUUGUGAAGAAAAGAAAUCUUAAUCUUAUAAAAUUUCUACUAUUAUUUUAUUAUUGUGAUUAUAAUCAUAUCUUCGUUUCAUUAUUAUGGAAUUUAUUUAUGGAUUGAUUAUUUAUGAAAUGAUUUAUUUCAUCAUGAAAUAACAUGAAAUGAAAGAUCAUUUUAACUAUUUAAUGUCAUCUUUUUGCGUGUGACGCUCAAAUUUAAAAAUUUUUCAUGAGAGCAAUCAUUAUAAUAAUGUAAUGUUUCUCUGUAAAAUUUGAUCUUGACUACGAAUCUAUUUGCUCUGCUAGUAUUUAAAAAAAUAAGGAAUUAAAAAAAUUUAUAGUGAUUAAAUAUAGAAUAUUUUUGCGAUCGAUUACUGUCAUGAAAUGAUAAAUAUUGUCUUUCAUUCUUAAAACUUUAAAGAAAAAAUUAUAUUAUAUACUAUAAAUUGUACGUAUAAAUCUGUCAAACAAAUUAAAGAUGGUUAUAUUUACGUAUGUUUUAUGAAAUUGAAAAAAAA
This is a messenger RNA of Apis mellifera (honey bee), 2780 nucleotides long. RefSeq names its product GTP-binding protein 2. Gene Ontology annotation, biological process: translational elongation. The record is from RefSeq and is a predicted model, not a curated record. NCBI's taxonomy places the organism in Eukaryota, Metazoa, Arthropoda, Insecta, Hymenoptera, Apidae. Gene Ontology annotation, molecular function: GTP binding; translation elongation factor activity; GTPase activity. The transcript has 8 exons. Bases 210 to 1907 code for a protein of 565 amino acids.